GUUCAGUGACAGUUUGCAAACCAAGUGCAUUGGUAGUAGUGGUUUUUAAAAGCAAUAUGGCCGCUUGAUUGCUGGUCGUAGGUUGAGUGUGUGUAGACAAAGAACGCAGUUUCUCGUGAAAAUCGAGGCCGUGUCAAGUUUGUGUGUUUAGUUUUUUUUCGGGCAUAAAAAUUGAGUGAAACGAUCAUAGAAUGCUGGAGCUCGAGGUGGUGCCCGAAAGAUCCCUCGGCUGCGAGCAAUGGGAAUUUAUUUUAGGUAUGCAUUUCUCUCAGUCUGUAUCUAUUAUACAGUCUCAAGUGGGCAUUAUUAGAGGAGUCCAAGUCCUGUACAGUGAUGUUAAUCCGUUAGAAGUAGAUCUAGUAAUAAAUUUGCCGCACGAUGGUGUACGACUCAUAUUUGAUCCUGUCGUGCAGAGGCUCAAGAUUAUUGAAAUUUAUAAUAUGAAAUUAGUUAAACUUAAAUACUGUGGAUUGGCAUUCAAUUCUCCAGAGGUGUUGCCAUCAAUUGAACAAAUCGAACAUUCAUUUGGAGCAACUCAUCCUGGUGUCUAUGACAGUGAUAAACAGGUCUUCGUGCUAAACUUCCGAGGCUUGUCCUUUUACUUUCCAAUGGACUCAAAAUUCCAACCAGGCUAUGCCCAUGGUCUUGGGUCAUUACAAUUUCCAAAUGGAACGUCUCCCUUAGUCGCUAAGACUGCCAUUUACAUGGGAAAUAUGGCUGCGGGAGGCACUGGAAGUGAAGAACACAACUUAAAAGCACCACCUCCACCUUUGCCUCUCGUUUGUUAUCACAAUAAUUUGUACCUGGAAAAAGCCGAAGUUGUCAGGGACAAAACUCAAACUCGUGGCUUGAAAAUGCACUUAUUCACAGAAGGCAGUUCUGCUACAAGAGUUCUUCUUGAGCCAAAGAAGCAUUGUUUGACAAAAGAGGUCUGGUUUGGCGACACUUGUGAAGAUGUUUUGAGUGCCCUUGGAGCACCGUCUCGUGUUUUCUUCAAAGCUGAAGAUAAAAUGCGAAUUCACAGUCCUCAUGCGCAUAAGCGGGAUAAAGUUAGAAGAUCUGAUUUUUUCUACAAUUAUUUCACGUUGGGAUUGGAUGUAUUAUUCGAUGCUAAAACCCAGUGUGUUAAAAAAUUUGUUUUACAUACAAAUUACCCAGGGCAUUACAACUUCAAUAUGUAUCAUCGUUGUGAAUUUGUUCUCUCUCUACCCCCAGAAAAUAGUUCCGUCGAUUCUGGGAAACUCAUCGAUGUCACUCCCACUCCUGUGACGAUCACUGCCUAUACAAAAUGGGACAGAGUAAGCGAGCAACUAAAUGCAAGCGCUCGACCCGUCGUUCUAAAUCGCUCGUCUUCUACAAAUACCACAAAUCCAUUUGGUUGCACAUUCUGUUAUGGAAUUCGAGAUGCCAUUGUAGAAGUUAUGGCAAAUCAACACAUUGCAAGUGUGACCCUCUACACUACUGCGUGACCUUCGUAAAAAAAACAAUUUGCAAAAAAAAGUAUAGCACUUCUUUUUGCAGUGCAAAAAAAAUAUUUAAAACAAAGAAAAUAAAAAACACAAAAAAAUCUCUAAACAUUGGAAAAACUACAAAAAAAGAAGGAAAGAAAAUUUGUGAGUUUAAUUCAGUGUGCUAAGGGACUUCUGAAUGAAGUGAUAAAUAAAUUUUUUUUUGAGGCUUGAUUAUGAAAAUGAUACAAGACAUUUAAAAAGAAAAUAAAGUUUUAGUGAUCAUCGUAGAAAAAAAAUCAGUUCGGCAUAAUAAUUAUUUUAAAUAUUGAAAAUAUAUUAUUAGGAUUUUUUAAAAGAGCCAGUCUAGGAUUAAAAGUAUCAUUAAUGAUAUUCAAUUUGGCUAUUCUGUGGUAAAAUUAUAAAGAUAUCAAAUAUCUUCUAAUCAGCAAUCUAAAAAAAAAUUCACUUUUCAAAAUAUAUGCACGAAAAAUCUAUCUUAAAAUUCAAUUAUAAUAAAAGAGUGUAGAACGUGGGGAAAAAAAGAAUCUAUAGCAUUCGUUUGUAAUGUUAAAAUAAAGGAUAAAAUUAAUCGUACAAUUUAAUAAAAUGUUUAGCUGAAAUAUCUCAAUCUUUAUUAUAAAAGAUUCUUUAAUCUUCGUCUUAUAAAAAUGAUUAUUGGCAGGAAAAAAAACUCUACUUAAAAGUAAAAAAAAGAAAACAAAUAUUCGAAAUCAAUUUAGGCCGAACUUUUGAUUUUUAAAAAAAGGACAAUAAAUAUUUUUUGUUUAUAAAACACGAGAUGGAAAAAAAAUUCUUUUGCAGACAAGUGUAAUGUGUGCGUAGAAGUAUAAGCGAUACAUUGUGAUGAUAAAAGCAAGUAUGAAAAAUUCUCUCUUUCAUACUUGUUAAAUGUGUAAUAGAUUAUUUAGCUCUGGUGUUCGCCGAUAGAUCGUCGAGUAUUUGCUUUGGAUAUUUAUCAAUCCUGAUUAAUGUGCGUAUAAUAAUAAUAAUUAUUAAUAAUAAUAAAUAUUUAAUCCGACGAUUUAAUUGGGACAUAUAAAACAAGUAAAAAAAAUAAAUAGCUAAUUUGAUUAGUUGAAUUCUAAUAGUCAAGAUUUUUCCUAGUUAUGAAUUCUGUAAAGCUGGCAUUUUUAUUGCCUAUAUUUCGAUUGCUGAUCUCUCUUGACAUUUUUUACAGUUUGAAGGGCGUGUACAUAUCUGGAAUGAUAUACAUUAUUAUAUAAAAAAAAUACUUAGGAUCAACGUUGGUUUUUAAAAAUCGACAAAAAAAUGUAAAUAAUUCUAUAUUGUAUUUCCUCUAGUGAAUUAGAGAUGAAAUCAAUAUAUAUGUAAUUCUUGACUCUUGACAAGAGAAAAUUUAUAUAUAUAUAUAAAAUAUCUUCUGCAGAUAUAUAUAUAGUUUUUAAAACCACAGUGUGAAACAGAAUGUAACAAUCAUAAGAUCAUAAUAUUAGAUUUAAAACACUAUUUAUAUUCAUUUUCUUUUCUAUUCUCAAACAUUGGUACUUGACACGUUAAUUAAACUGUUACAUUUAUUUAUGUUAUUAUAUUUAAUUAUCUUUAACUAUAUCUAAAUCUAAAUUGAUUAUUAUAAAUUUUUCAUAGUUCAUAUUAGAUUAUUUAGUUUCUUUUCUUUUUUUUUAUGUAUUGCAUCUUAAUAUCAUCAUCAAUUUGGUUUAACGCUCAUAUAAUGCCGUUUGACCAUAUAUCAAAGAAAUCCAAUGAAAAUAUUUAAAAGAAAAAAAAAAAAAAAAAAAACCACUCAGAUAGUGUGAAUGAAGACACUUGUAGAGUGAUAAUGUACAAAAAAAUAGAAUGACUAUGUACAAUGAAGCAAAAUAAUACCUCCAUAGCAAUUUCGAAUAAUAUGCUGACAUUAAUAAUAUUGUAUAUGUGAGAGAGUGAGAGAAAUCUUCAUUACAAAAAAAACCAAGAUUUUCGAUUUUGGAAGAAAAGAAGAGGUCUCUGAAAAAUUAUUUAAUAUAUAGAAAUAUGGAUUCGUGUUCUGCAUAAUAAUGUCACAAAAAAUUGUUGAAUAUUAAUUCGCACAAAUUUUCAUUGUAGAAUGCUUCUAAAACAUUUCCAAAAAAAAAAAAAAAAAAAAAAAACUAGAAAUGAGCAGCUUAGAUCAUUAUAGAUUCAGCAUUUAUUUGACAACAAAAUUUCGUGCCUGAUUUACUGUUCUUCUUAUCAUUGAUGUAAAUGAUUUAUUUUUCCUUAAAAGUAAUAUCAAGUGUAAAAGUACUUUUUCCAAAAAGUGAAAAAAAAAAAUGUUAUUUAUUACUAGGGUGAUGCAAUAAUAUAGUACAGGAUUUAUUCUUUCGUUUUAUGAAAUGGUUUUUAUGUUCUAUAAACUGGGAAUAGUUGCGUUUCUUUAUAAGAAAAAGUAUUUUUGCUACUUACUAUUCUGCAACUCGACUAUUCUCUAUUACUCUACCAAAAUCGAAGUUCAAUAAUAAUAAAAAUAAGUUUUUUUGUUUCACCAAGUCAAUGUUUCAGUAAACAGCUUAAUGUUAAAAAAAGAGCGAUUUAAAUAUUGUAUAAAUCUUUAUUUAUUUCUAAAUACUCAUUUUUUUGUGCCAAUUUUCUUCUUGUUUUGAAUUUUUUCUUUUGCAUCAGUUGGUACUGAAAUAUUGAUUUUUUGGUGCCAAGCCUGCACUUGAAUUUAAGGCUUUGUUUACUGUUGCUUCGGCACAACAAAUCAAAUUUUAGGAUAUUUAUGAACAACUUGUUAUAUCACGAGGAAUUAUUUAUUUAAAAAUUAGAUUGCAAUUUUGCGAUAAUUCUAUGUAUAGUUAGUCUAUUGCGAAUUAUUAAUAAUUACUUUUGCAUAUAAUUUAACUUUGGAAAGUGUUCAAAAAAAAAAAAAAAAAAAAAUUAGAAUUAGAUUCUAAUAUUAAUUUAAUGGAAAAGACUUUUAUUGACUAAUUUUAUUAUUUAGCACCAGGAGUUCGAUAAAUGGUGAAAAAAAAUAUAAAAAUAAAAUUAACAAUUUAAAUAUAUUUUUUUAAAUCGCGUUUCAAGUACCUACCUAAUAAGAAGUAAUAUUAUUUAAUUUACUUAAAAUUAUAUAAAUAUAAUUAUUUGGGUAAUGUGAUUUAAAAUAAAAAUCUUGAUAAUUCAAGAUUUGUAAAUUUAUUGAUAAAUAUUCUUCGCGUGAUAUAAUAAAUUGUUCAUUUGUUACAUUUGUGAAAUAUUAAAAGCCUCCGGUAUGAAUGAAUGUUUUAUUGAAAGUUACAUUAGCCGAAAGAUCCGGAGUGAAAUUUUUGACUGUUUUCGUACAGUGAUUGUGAAAGUUAGACAAAAAAAACAAACAAACAAAUCGAAAUUAUUCGCUGUAUUAAUGACGAUUAAUUAUUUAUACAUAUUAAAGUUAUCGGAUCGCAUACACUUUGCAUUGCGUACACCUUUUGUAUGUUUACCUGAAAAAUAAAAGAUCUCAAAAAUUAAA
Molecule: messenger RNA, 4923 nt
Organism: Leptopilina boulardi
Lineage: Eukaryota; Metazoa; Arthropoda; Insecta; Hymenoptera; Figitidae
Product: PHAF1 protein CG7083
Exons: 8
Coding region: 192-1469 (425 amino acids)
Biological process (GO): Golgi to plasma membrane protein transport
Cellular component (GO): trans-Golgi network
Source: RefSeq, a predicted model, not a curated record